GUACAUCUUGCCCUUCAGUACCACUUAAAAAAGUCCGUCUCAGUUCCAACGACUCUGCCCUGUGUUUUGUUUUUGUCCAAACUGUCAUGGAAUUGCUCAAGCUCCUCCACAUUUGUACAUUUCUUUCCCUGGCAGUUGUGGCAAGCCAUGCAGAUCUUGAUAUUUAUUGGAAAUCCAAGCUGCCAAACACUCCUAUGCCAAAGGCAGUUAGGGACAUUCUACACAGUGAAUGGUUAGAAGACAAGAGCACUUCAGUUGCAGUAGGAAAGGGAGGAGUAAACGUCAAUACUGGGAAAGGAAAGCCCGCUGGCAGCGGCACCCAUGUUGGUGUUGGUCACCAAGGCGUCGGAGUAACAGCCGGAAAGCCCCAAACCAACGUCGGCGUCGGAAAGGGAGGCGUUAUCGUUCACACCGGCCACAAGGGUCGUCCAGUAUAUGUUGGAGUAACACCAAGUCGCAACCCAUUCAUCUACGUGUAUGCAGCCACCGAGGAUCAACUCCAUGAUAAUCCAAAUGUAGCCCUUUUCUUCUUGAAAAAGGAUCUCCACCGCGGGACAAGCAUGAAUUUGCAGUUUGUCAAAUCAUCAAAUCCCGCAACUUUCUUGCCUCGCAAGGUUGCCGAUUCCAUACCUUUCUCAUCCAAAUCCAUACCCGAAAUUUUCGACAAAUUCUCAGUGAAGCCGGAAUCUGUCGAAGCUGAGACGAUUAAGAAUACGAUAAAGGAGUGCGAGGAGCCAGGAAUCAAAGGGGAGGACAAAUACUGUGCAACUUCCCUCGAGUCCAUGGUCGAUUUCAGCACGUCCAAGUUAGGAAAUAAUGUUCAGGCAGUUUCCACAGAAGCAAAAGAGGACACCAAAGCCCAGAAAUAUGGUAUUGUGGGUGUCAAGAAGUUAAACAAUAACAAGGCUGUGGUUUGCCACAAGCAAAACUAUGCCUACGCAGUUUUUUACUGCCAUUCCACGCAGGCCACCGAAGCAUAUGAGGUUACUUUGGUUGGAGCGGAUGGAAAGAAAGCUAAAGCUGUGGCUGUUUGCCACGAAGAUACAGCAAAAUGGAACCCAAAGCAUUUGGCUUUCCAGGUGCUAAAGGUGAAGCCAGGAACCGUUCCAAUAUGCCAUUUCCUUCCUGAGGACCAUGUUGUUUGGGUUCCCAAGAACUGAAUUUGUGAAGAAAAUCCUUGAGAUCCCUCCUUUACUUUAGUCUUAUCCAUUUCGAGUUGUCUUUAAUUUAUGUUCCGUUCCAUCGUAGUUUCAGCUAGCUUGGAGUUUGUAGCUCUGCUCAUAGAGACGAGAUGAGUGCUAAAACCCUGAAAUACUUGUGUACUUCUGCAGCUUUGUCCUUAAAAUUAUCUGUAUGAAUUAUGGUUUCCAGAGUAUACCUACACCAGAUGUGAAUCAGAUACUAAUCAUAUUAUUGCA
Molecule: messenger RNA, 1418 nt
Organism: Coffea eugenioides
Lineage: Eukaryota; Viridiplantae; Streptophyta; Magnoliopsida; Gentianales; Rubiaceae
Product: BURP domain protein RD22-like
Exons: 3
Coding region: 87-1160 (357 amino acids)
Source: RefSeq, a predicted model, not a curated record